Messenger RNA from Solea solea (common sole), 3029 nucleotides. RefSeq names its product ceramide kinase-like (gene cerkl). The record is from RefSeq and is a predicted model, not a curated record. Bases 11 to 1882 code for a protein of 623 amino acids. The transcript has 14 exons. Gene Ontology annotation, molecular function: kinase activity. Lineage: Eukaryota; Metazoa; Chordata; Actinopteri; Pleuronectiformes; Soleidae.
CGUCGAGCUGAUGCCAUGUUGUCUCCAUAGCGACAAGAUCCCGGAAAUACAGUGUAAACUGUCGGCGCUGACUUUUUUGGUGACCAGCUUACUGCGCGUUCGUCCGCUUUGUUUGUUUGUUUGUUUGUUUUGGUGUUUGGUUCGUUUCUGUUUGUUCAAGUCAGUAAACAUGUCGGGGCCUAAAGAGGAGCUGGAAAAGCAGAGAGACAGCACGAAGAAAAAGAAGAAGAAGAAGAAGAAGGCAGAAAGCGGAAAGAAGAGAAGGGAGAAGCAGCAGGAGGAAGAGGGUGUGAAAGGGGGAGGAGGAGGAGAAGAAGAAGAAGGAGAAAAGCAGCAAGUGGAGGAGGAAGAGGUGCACAGCAGUGACUGUAUUGUACUGCGUGGGAUCUUCAAACUGGGGAAGAAGAGUCACGACGUCCUGCUCACCCGAACCAGACUGACCUGGACUCCCAUCACCCCUGAGAUGCCGACAGGUGAGGCGUGUGUGCUCCAGCCAGGUGUGAUGCCACUGCAGGACGUGUUUGCAGUGAAGGUGAAGCGGCGGCGAGCAGCGGGCCAAGAGUCAGGCGGACCCGUGCUCGGUGUGACCCUGUUCUGCUGCCGGAGGAGAGGGAGGAGGCUGGAGGAGGACACGCUUCACCUCCACAAUGCCUCUGCUGAACAUACGUUCACCUGGUACAACACACUGAAGGAACUGGUCUCAGGCUUCAGCAGUCGUCCCAAGUGUCUGAAGGUGUUCAUCAACCCCAGCAGCCACAAGAAGGAGGCCGUGCACAUCUACAGGGAACACGUGGCUCCGCUCUUCAAGAUGGCCGACGUCUCCACUGACAUCACAGUGACAGAAAAGAAGGGUCAUGCUCUCUCAGUGAUGAAGGAAUGCAAGCUGGAUGAAUUUGAUGGGGUGGUGUGUGUUGGGGGUGAUGGUUCAGUGGCAGAGGUGUGUCACGCUCUCGUCCUCAGAGCUCAGCUGGAUGCAGACUCUCCAGAGAAACCAGUGAAACCAGUGUUGCCACUGGGUAUCAUUCCUGCUGGUUCCACAAAUGUGGUUUCUGGUUCUGUUCAUGGAGUCAGAGAUCCGGUUACAGCAUCACUUCACAUCAUCUUGGGUCACCAGCAGCAGGUGGACAUGUGCAGCUUCUCCUCUCUUGGUCAGUUGGUGUGUUUCGGUUUCUCCGCCAUGUUUGGCUUUGGUGGCCAAAGCUUGGCACGGGCAGAGAAGAAGCGGUGGAUGCCAUCGUCACAGCGACGCGAGUACGCCCUGGUGAAGACGCUGGCUAGAUUAAAACCAGAGGACUGUCACCUGUCUUUCAUACCAGUGACGAAGACAACCAGGGAUCUGUUUGGCCACCAUGGUGAGGAUGAGGAUCUGGACCAGGAUCCAGGGUCAGUUGAUGCAGAGGGAGAGGGGACCUGGACGACCAUUAAGGGCCUGUAUCUGAACAUCAGUGUCAUGUCCAUACCCUGUCUGAGUCCACAUGCACCUCGAGGACUGGCUCCCAACACCAGUUUGGCAAAUGGCAGCGCGUCGCUGAUUGCAGUGGGAAACACUUCCAGGUCAGAGUUCAUCAAACACCUGAAGAGAUACAGCAGCUCCAGUGGACAGUUUAGCUUCUCCUUUGUGGAGACGCACACCGUGACCGCGGUGAGGAUCCGCCCUCGCUCGCAGAGAAGCUGGUCCGAGGAGGAGAGUGAGGGGGAGGAGGGCGACUCCAAAACGACGCCCAUCAUCCAGACAGAGGGAGCCACCUUCCCUUGGAACAUCGAUGGAGAACUUGUGGAGAUCGCUAACGAAGUGCUCAUUAGGGUCCACCCGAGACUCAUCACUCUAUAUGGAGAGGACAUGGAUGAAGCUGAAUCAACUGUGUCCUGCAGCUGCAUCUGAGUCCAGCCAGCCAGUGUGUGUGUGUGUAUUUGUUACCUCUUUAGGUCGUUUUUCGGCAAAAAAACUGACCUUGUCAGGACCACUAGUCAUGGAGACCAAAACCUGAUCCCUGGGCAGAACCUCAUUUCUGAGGAGCUGGUUAUAAGGGCUAUUAUUUUAAUUUUGGUCAGGUGAAGGUUUGAGUUAGACAUUAGGAUAACACUUUCUUUAGGCUCAGGUCAGUGCUGCAUCCUAUGAAGAAUAGUUGCACAAACCUGUGUGUGUGUGAGUGAGUGUUGGAAACAUGUGUCCAUGCUAAUAAUGACAUAAAAGUGCCCUGUAGGUGCUGUCAAUAGUAAUGAGAAUAUAUUUUUUAAAGUUUCAAAGUAGCAAAUAUGUUGCUGUUUCCUGUUAAAGCCGCAUUAUUAUAUAUAUAUUUUUGCCACUAUUUCUACUUUACUAACUCGUGAAUUUUAAGCCUUUGGCUUUUAAGCCACAUUAAGUUUAUCACUUCUUACAUUCUUAAUAAUAUUCAAAUGAAUGUUUACAUUUUAUUGUUUCUAUUUUGAAAUUAGGCAGCUUUUUUCCAAUGACAUGACAGUUAAUAGCAGUAACGUGAAAUAACAAAAAAAUGGAAUGCAUUUAAAAAACUAUAACGUUUAAGGGAGUUAAAAAUAUCAAUGCGAGGUAAAAGGUUUAUGUUUAUUAAUAUUAAAUGUUAACGAGCUAUUUGUAUUUAACAUGCUAUUUUUAUGUAACUGAGAUGAUGAUGAUAUUUAGAUUCACACCUGUGACAAUGAGAAAAAACAACACGUUGUUUAAAUAGAAAAUUAUUUUUAAUAUAGGUGUUGGGAAAAAAAAAAGCAGUGAGACUCUCCAGUGCAGAACAACUUCACAUAACCAAAAACAAUAACAUACUAACCUAUUAAUAAUAUUAAAAACAUCUCUGUGUGAUGUGCAUUUAUACGAAAGGAAAGAACAAUCGGGGGAGCACCUGUUGAAACUGCAUUCACAGAAUACAGGUAGUUAAAACAACACUUUUUAAUACUUUCAAUACCAUACCUGUUAUUUUAAUUUUUGUUUUUUUCAAAUAGUGGUUUUCAGGUAAUCUUCUAAAAUUCAACACUGUGGCUCAUCUGUUCCUGUUCCUUUCAACUAGAGGUUCAGC